Molecule: messenger RNA, 774 nt
Organism: Sphenostylis stenocarpa
Lineage: Eukaryota; Viridiplantae; Streptophyta; Magnoliopsida; Fabales; Fabaceae
Source: the annotation of a GenBank genome assembly
AUGUCGGAGAAAGGAGGAAAGGGCGGUUCGCUAUUAAGCAAAGGGGGUUGGGUUUUGAGUCUUUUGACCCAUUUGACUGAUGUUGAUGCUCGUAGUCUCUUGGGAAAUUAUGACGGAGAAGUGAGGUUCAAAGAGAUGAGUGGUGUUCGAAUAUCUGACUUGUUGGAUGCAAAAUUUGGGUUUGCUCCCACGCCUUUUGUUGAUGUCUUCGAUAUGUUAUCCUUUGAUUUUGCAUAUUGUGUUCAUCUUGCCUUCAUUAAUCAGCAGCACUUGAUGGGUGGGCUAGGAUCCCUGAAAGGGAAAGAUGACAGUGCAACAAAAUCAGCCAAGGGAAGGAGGGUUCAGUUUUCUAAAGAUGGAGAAAAGGGAGAUAAGGUUGUAAAUGGCGGAAAGAGUUCUCAGUCAAAAGACUCACUAUCAUCAGAACACAGAGUGGAUCAAAAACUUCCAGAAAAUAUCAAGUGCCUGAUGGACUGUGAGGCUGCGGAUGUUUUACAGGGAAUUCAAGACCAUAUGGUCAUGUUAUCUAAGGAUUCAACCAUCAAAAUGCCUAUAUCAUUUGACAAGGGACUGCAGUAUGCCAAAAGCAAUAGCAAACCUCUUGCAAAUUUUGGUCUCAAUGACAAUGAGAUAUGUAUGAUUGGUAAUGUGUGCCCAGAAACUACUGAUGAAGUUUUUGCUCUUCUCCCAUCAUUGAAGUUUGAAUCAGCAGUGAAGGUUUUGGAGCACACAGGUUGUAUCAAAUACGGUGAUAGUCAACCUUGGCGUGCAUAA